Molecule: messenger RNA, 2241 nt
Organism: Aspergillus tubingensis
Lineage: Eukaryota; Fungi; Ascomycota; Eurotiomycetes; Eurotiales; Aspergillaceae
Product: DNA polymerase epsilon noncatalytic subunit
Exons: 1
Coding region: 1-2241 (746 amino acids)
Biological process (GO): DNA-templated DNA replication; error-prone translesion synthesis
Cellular component (GO): epsilon DNA polymerase complex
Molecular function (GO): DNA binding
Source: RefSeq, a predicted model, not a curated record
AUGGACUCGGACCCCGUACCUUCAUCGUCACCCGGAUUUGGAACUCCCGCCUAUCCAUUCCGAAAGAACAGACCCAAUGCGCUGCCUACGAGGACAUCGGUCCUUCCCAUACUGCUCCCUCCUUCGACUCUGCGGCCUGUGGCCUUUCGUACCUUCACGCGCAAGCAUAACCUAACGAUAUCCUCCUCUGCGCUUCAAACACUAGCCACCUUCGUGGGGAAAAAUUGUGGCUCGGCAUGGCGCGAAGAAGGUCUCGCAGAAAGAGUACUCGAUGAAGUGGCCAAAGCCUGGAAGAAAGCUGGCGGUGGUGUCAUUGUCGAUGAGGGUAAGGGCGCCUCACUGAAAGCCAUCCUCCAGGCUUUAGAGAGCAAUAUGAGUGGGGGAAGGGUAGUCUCUGGGAAGCACGCCACGUCAGAUGAGGUCCCAUCAAGAACGACAAGCCCCGGCCAAGGAACCAGACGCUCUAGGGCCGAUCCGCCAAUGUAUGCAGCGGCAGGGCUGGAAGGAGAAGGUUCAACAGAAACUUCUGAUGUCCCCUCACACCCGAGACAUUGGGUUAAAGUUAUCGAGGCGUUUGAUAUACCGCGAUUGACCUAUAAUGCGGAUAAGAAAUACUUCGAAGUCGCAAGAUCAAGGCCUACCCUAUUCCCCCCAUCCUCUCACAGGACGAAUUUGUUCAGAGAUCGUUACAAUGUCAUCCAUCAACGUCUACUUCGGCAUGAAUCAUUCCAAUCACCGUCUGGUCCCUCGCGUAUCUUGCGCCAACCACCAUCUUCUUUAGCGGUUACCCAAGGCUACAAGCUCACACCAAUCGCGAAUUUACUCGGGAGAAAUGGCACAUCACACCUUAUUCUAGGUUUACUCUCAACGUCCCCAACGGGCGACUUAACACUGAGCGAUUUGACGGGGAGUAUUUCCUUGGAUCUUAGACACGCGCGGAUGGUGCCUGAAGAUGGAGCUUGGCUCGCUCCAGGGAUGUUUGUCCUCGUUGAUGGGAUCUAUGAAGAAGAGGAAAAUGUCAGGGGGUCCACUCUAGGCGGCAAUUCCGGGGUUGGGGGUGCCAUUGGAGGAGUUUUCGUGGGCGUUUCUAUAUGCGGUCCUCCCUGUGAGCGGCGGGAGACAUCUCUUGGGAUGAACAACCAACAAAGUGGCAGAGAGGUCAGUUCUAGUGGAGGACUUGGAUGGAUUGACUUUCUGGGAGUCGGAAGUGAACGUGCACGUGGCCCGCGAAUGAGGCAGAUUGAAACCAACUACCUGCGAGAUGUAGCUAAAAGCGAGCGCCGGUUAAGGGUGGCUGCUUUGGGGGAGGUCAAUCUGGAUAACAUGCGGACUCUGGACGCGUUGCGGAAGGUCUUCAGCGUCUAUCACCAAUUGCCUUCGGAAGAGCGGCCAAGCAUAUUUGUCCUGACGGGGAAUUUCGUGCAGAAAGCGAUUAUUAACAGCAGUGGCCAGGCGGGCAGCAUUGAGUACAAAGAACAUUUUGAUGCUCUCUCCUUGAUACUGUCGGAGUUUCCUUCAUUGUUGCAGCACUCGACAUUCAUAUUUGUUCCGGGCGACAAUGAUCCAUGGCCGUCGGCUUUCUCAGCUGGCGCCGCUUCCCCAGUCCCCCGCCAUUCGAUUCCAGAGUUAUUUACUACCAGGGUGAAACGUGCAUUUGCUACUGCCAACUCGCAGUCGGACUCCUCACAGUCGUCUGGGCCUCCUGGGGAGGCAAUAUGGACUUCAAAUCCUUCCCGCCUUACCCUAUUUGGGCCUGUCCAUGAUAUUGCGAUAUUCAGAGACGAUAUCUCUAACAGAUUAAGACGAAACGCUGUAAACCUCUCCCACGGCGCCGACACCGCGAUGGCUGAAGACGCGCACGCAUCUCCUGGGGAGACUACCGACCAUCUCGAACCUCACAGCCAGAGCCCACAGACAGGCACUGAUUCUAAUCCAACCCCGAGUACAACUCUUUUCGCUCGAAGGCUUGUGAAAUCGAUUCUAGACCAGGGCACUUUGUCGCCUUUCCCGCUUUCUUUGCGGCCCGUUUUGUGGGAUUACGUCUCUUCCUUACAGCUGUAUCCGCUCCCAACUGCAAUUAUUCUUGCAGAUCCAGAGGCCGCACCGUUUUGUAUAACGUAUGAGGGCUGCCAUGUGAUGAAUCCUGGCCGGCUUGUUCCGGAGGGCGAACUAUCGUUUGUCCGGUGGAUUGAGUAUGAUGCCGUCAAGAAUCGAGGCAGGGUACAGCAGGAACGCCUGUAG